Molecule: messenger RNA, 828 nt
Organism: Cylindrotheca closterium
Lineage: Eukaryota; Bacillariophyta; Bacillariophyceae; Bacillariales; Bacillariaceae
Source: the annotation of a GenBank genome assembly
AUGUUCAAGCAACACCUGUUAAUUGCUUCCUUUCUUUCGUUAGUAUCGGUUGUUCAUUGCAAGCCAUACAUAUUACUCACGAGUAGCCGAAACAAAUGCUUCAAUGUUGUUGCUCCUCCAAGUGAAACAAUUGAAAUCACCUAUGAAGCUCCAGAUGUCGAUGGUGUUCAAUUUGAUCCGCAAAAUGCAGCUAAAAUGGAUGGGUCGAAUGAAGAAUCAUCAUUCGGUAAAGACGGUCUGGAUUCAGCUUUCAACAAACGAAUGCAGCGAAAACUGGAAAGGUUUGGGACACCAGGUUUAACAUUAACAGUAUCACAGAAAUUGCAGAACCAAGUACCAAUCGAGAAUCGUAAUGACGAAAAGGGCAGAUCCUAUGGAGUUGGGCGUAUGCGUGAGGAUUGUAAGAAAGAAGGGUCGCUAUUAUUUCAAACGUCAGAAGGUGAUGGGAUUGUAAACGUCUGCAUUCAUGCCCUUGGUGCCUCUAUCGAUAAACCGAUGCGCAUUUACAUCAAUGUUGUCGUUGAUGAGGACAAGGCAACAGACUCUUAUGAGCCAGACAAGGAAGCAAUGAUGAAGCAAGCUGGAGAGGUCAAGGAAACCAUGACCAGACUCGAAAGGGAUUUCCAAUCAUUAACAAAUCGAGUCAGAACGAUUAGCAACAGCGCAGAUUACAAUAAAGAGCAGGAGGUGGAAUUCCACGAUCAUUCAGUCUCCAUGAAUCGAGCUGCAUCGUACUGGCCAAUAAUUCGGCUCGUUUUUCUUAUAAUUACUGGGAUCGCCCAAGCCAACCACAUUAUUGGCUUUAUGAAGGCUCACCGAAUAAGUUAA